Sycon ciliatum is the source of this 1991-nucleotide messenger RNA. Its product is annotated as syntaxin-6-like. The record is from RefSeq and is a predicted model, not a curated record. Gene Ontology annotation, biological process: intracellular protein transport; retrograde transport, endosome to Golgi; vesicle fusion. Gene Ontology annotation, molecular function: SNAP receptor activity; SNARE binding. The coding region runs from base 553 to 1308 and encodes 251 amino acids. Gene Ontology annotation, cellular component: SNARE complex; endomembrane system; membrane. The transcript is spliced from 4 exons. NCBI's taxonomy places the organism in Eukaryota, Metazoa, Porifera, Calcarea, Leucosolenida, Sycettidae.
GUGGUGUAGUACAGUGUACGCAACGCUUGUUCUCUGAUGAGUGAUCUCUCCCUGCCUUUGCCGCACAGCUAGCUAGCUAUGAUGUACUGGAGUGCAUGCAGUGGGAGAAGUAAAAGUUACAGUUCAUGCAGAGUUCUUUGUUUCAACUAAUAAAGUUACUUCAGUCUCAACUACUUCUCUUUAGUUUUUUUUUGUCAGCACCUCUCUUGUUUCUACCGUCAUUCUUUAUUACUAGUUUCCUGAAGUGUAAGCCUUUGCCAUAACUAGCUAGCAAAAUUUAGUAGUCAAAGAGAGGCAUUUGGCCACCUCCUCAGCUCGGCACACGUUCGCAUUACUUUUAUCUGUCCAUGGAUCACUUAUAUCUGAAGCUACCAACAAGUUAGGUACAUACACAAGGAAAUAGUUUCAGGGACUAUAAUUCGUUCCAGGUGGAGAAGGACUCUGGAGACAUUGGUCGACGGUGGCCACGGCACAGACAGACUUGCUGCAUCUAAAGCGAAAGGGAGAGUGGACCCUUGCCUGCAAGAUUAUAAUUUAUAGCCCUGGCCCGCCAUGUCCUUGGAGGAUCCUUACUUCGUCGUCAGAAAUGAAGUACAAGGUGCACUUGGCGAGUCGCAGCAGUCAUAUAGGCGAUGGCAAGAACUCUACGCAAACAAGACCACCCAGGGAGGACAGGAGUACGAAUGGUUAAAAAACAAGCUCCUGAACUCACUGAAGUCAAUUGACUGGGAUCUCGAGGACCUGUCUGAGACGAUUAGUGUCGUGGAGUCUAAUCCGGCCAAGUUUCGGCUUACGGAACAAGAAAUCAAUGAGCGCAAGAAUUUUAUCUACAGUUCCAAAGAUGCGGUAAAAAAGAUCAAGGACCAUAUUGGGAGCGCAGAAGUACGGACACAGGAGGAGACUGUGUCGCGUGACAAGCUCGUUGGUGCUGUGCAGCCGAAGACGAAGGGGAAGUAUGCCAAGCUGGAUAAUGAACUGGAGAGCGCCAACUCGCAAUUCAUUGCAGACCAGCAGCAGCAACAGCAGAUGGAAGUGGCAGCACAAGAUGUGCAGUUGGAAAUGGUUGGCCAAUCUAUGAAAGUCCUGAAGAACAUGGGUCAGGAAAUGAACUCAGAGCUGCAAGUUCAAAACCAGAUGCUGGAUGAGUUUGUGGGUGAAGUUGACCAGACACAGUCUCGCUUGGACUGGACUCUUCUCCGCCUGGAGAAAGUGAUGCGUCUGACCACUGAUAGACGGCAGAUGUGCAUCAUAUUCGCCCUCCUUGUUAUGCUCGUAGUCAUUGUUCUGCUGUUCGCGUUCACUCUGUAAAUAUCAUAAUCCUUUAGAGAGUCCUUCUUGCUCACUGCUGUGUAUAUAGCGCUGACUGUACAUAUACUCUCUGAUGCUCCUUCUGAGCAGCAGUCUUUACCAUGAUGUCCAAUCUUAUUUAUGCUGCUCUAUCCGUACAAUUCUGAGUCUUUAUGGUAACAUUGACGCUGUAACUUGACUAUUCUUCUCGUGUUUGUGAAGCUUGAGACAGUGCUGUCAUUUCGUUUAUGCCAGGAUGACGAUUGCUGCUACUUAUACCGCUUACUCCCAGAUGCACAUACGCCCCGCUUGAUCUAUUUUACUGCUUUCCCAAGCCAAACGUCCCGGUGGUGGUGGCACCAUGUUGAGCACUACUAAUAUUCAGCCAUAUUAAUUUAGUUGACACACGCCGCUCGUGAUAGGACGAGUGCGUGUAUGCACUGCUUACACACUAUUUGUAGUAUUCUAUAAUUAUCUUUUUAGAUGACCGGUCCUACUUGAUCAUUGGUGUCGUCGUAUGUCUCUCAAACACAGUAAAGUGCUUUUCACCAAAUUCUGAAAUUCUAGUUUUUUUUAGGAUACAUGGACCAAAUUGAGUUCAUAGUUGCACUAUAGUCUGUUUAUUUUUUUUAGUCUCAUUUUUUCAAUUAGACGUACUCUUGCUUGUACUUGGUGUUGAUAAACAAAGGAACGUUAAUGCCAGA